Theobroma umbraticum is the source of this 1417-nucleotide messenger RNA. RefSeq names its product VQ motif-containing protein. Lineage: Eukaryota; Viridiplantae; Streptophyta; Magnoliopsida; Malvales; Malvaceae. The record is from RefSeq and is a predicted model, not a curated record. Gene Ontology annotation, cellular component: nucleus.
CACCAUUGUUGUAUCUGACGUGGCAAUGACCUCUUCCGCUUGGGCUUAAAAGAGCUUGGACAAUUUCAAACAUUCGUAACACCACGAAACCGGCCACCCUUUCCCCCUAAAAUAUCACAGCACAAGUAGCCAAAGCUUACUAAAUCCUUUUCUUCCCACAUUAAAUUAUCCCCUUUUAUUUCCAUUGACUUGCUCUCUUUAAAUACUUCUUGUCCCCCUAUUGUUCAUAGCCAGAUAAUACAAUAAUAAUGCUAUUAAAUUUUUCUUCAUCAUUCACUCACCAUUUCCUUGGUCCUCUCCAAUUCAUUCUAUUUUCUUGAUUUAAAAUUCAACAUGGAUUCAUCAGAUUUUCCUACUAGUAAAUCGCCAAGGAAAGAACUUCAAGGUCCUCGUCCGGCCCCUUUGAAGGUCCGUAAAGACUCCUACAAGAUCAAGAAACCUCCGUUGGCACCACAACCAGUGCAACAACAACCGGCACAGAUUAGGGCUCCGGUAAUCAUCUACACUGUGUCACCAAAGGUAAUCCAUACAAACCCUAGCGACUUCAUGGACCUAGUUCAACGCCUAACAGGCUCAACAUCGGCGUCUUCGGGAUCUUCAUCGCUUGCAUCAUCAACAUCCAGUCGUCCAUUCCAUGAUACCAGCGCUGCAAUCUCACCAGCGGCAAGAUUCGCGACUAUAGAGAAGACAAAGUCACCAGAAGGGAAGAAGCAACAAAUUAGCGAAGAAAACUUUGGGUUUGUACAGGGCGUGGAGAUGAAUCAUGGGGUUGAAAGAACAAGUUUCUUUCCAGGGAUUUUGUCUCCUGGGCCAACCUCACUGCCUCCAAUAUCACCAAACUUCUUCUCACCACCAUUUGAUCCAAACUCAAGCAAUUUCUUCCAAGAUUUGAGCCCCGUGCUGCAUGGUAACAGAAAUUUCUUAGAAGGGAGUUUCAUGCCUAGUCCUUCAAGCUUUAAUAUUUCACCUUAUAUAACAUCUCCUAGUACUCCAUCAAUAGAUCUUUUCAACAAUUUCUUUGACCUUUAAAGACAAAAAUUUCCUCUUAGCAAGAAAUAGAAAUAGAAAUUCUUUUCCCUUUGAUUUAUAGGGUUUGAAAACAGAAGGAGAUGUUUGUUAGAGCUGUGCGUUUGCAUUUUUCUGCAACUUGAAUGGUGAGGGUGGAGGACUAAAGUGGAAAUUGGAUGUUUAUUUUUGGUAGGUUUGCUAGUUGGAAACUUCUUAAUGGCCUUAUCUUCUUAUUCUUCUUCCGAUGUUAAUUUGGUGGGCCACAUGGUAGGGAGGUUCUGCCUCAUAAAUCCAGGGAUGCCCAUCAUUUUUUUUUCUCCUUUUUUAUUAUACAAUUUUUUCCCUCUCAUAUGUAGCAGAAGUGGCCUUGUAAUUCGAAAGCAUAAACAUUACUUCUUCUUCUUAUUUA